CAAAUUUCAACUUUAAAUAAAACUAUUCUAUCUUUUUAAAAAGGAUAUUAAAGCAAUUUAGAAUUUUAAUAAUACCUAAUUAGUUGACUAAUUAAAGAAAUAUUUGGGCAAUAAUCUAUAAAGGAAAAGAUCAUAGCUAGAUAUUAUACUUUAAAAAAUAAAAUAAAAAAAACAAUUUAAAUAAAAAUAUGAAUAAAGGGAAAAUUUUAGAAUUUCCAAAUGUAAGAAAUAUACUAUGGGAUCAUAGACCAAUUGGAGAAAACAUAGAAAUUAUUCCUUUCCCAACAGACUAUCCAUGUUUAAAUAUCAACGAAUCAACAUUAUCAAUAAUUAAAUCAUUGAGAGAAAAGUCAAAAGUAGUAAAUUUUAUACUAAUUGGUUCACUACAAAAACAUCAUGAUGGUAGUCUAACUAUUGAAAUAGAAAGACACGAAACAGAGAGUAAUAUGAAAAAACUGGUGCAUAUACAAGACACGAUGUACCUUAAUUGUACUGUUCAAUCUACAAACGGACCAUUACCGUUCUCUAAUGAUAAUUAUUUACAAUCUUUCAAAGCAUUAAGGAAUCGUUGUGAAUCCCGUGAAAAGAUCUCGUUAUGCCGUUUUUUUUCAUCGUUAGUGGCAAUUCAAUUAUCAAAUGGCUAUGAAGUGAAAUCUGAUUUGAUUGCCCCAAGCAUUAAAUUCAAUGCUACUCCUAUUCAAAACGUUCCUUUAGUUAAUUCGGCUUUAGCUAAGAAUUUAGCGUCGCCUUACUGUAGAAGUUACGUUUUAGGCGAAGCACAAACUGGAUACUUAUCUAUGGACCAAACUAGAAAGGUUUUGCUAAUUUUGGAAUCCGAUCCCAAAGUAUCGAAAUUACCAAUAGUUGGAAUAUGGAUAAGUGGUGUAUCAAAUAUAUCGGAUCCGUUUGUAUGGUCAUGCUGUACUAGAUAUGUAUAUGGUAAAUUUGACAAUAGAGUUCAUCCACCUACUGAACCUUUUCUCUUAAUGCUUUAUACAACCGAACAUUCUAAUCGUCAAAUGUACGAUAUUAUACCAAUAGAUAGAAAUAUAUCUCUUGGAUUUAAUCUAUUCACAUUUAACGAUAAUCUUCAAAAUAAUCGGAGAGAUGAAUUUAAUACUGAUGUUCAUUCCUUUCAAUAUAAUGUGGAAAAUGCCGUUGCUAAGAGAGCACUCUUCAAUUCUUGCUUAAAAAAUUAUGAAGAUGUUAUGAAAAUUGAAAAGGAAGAUGAUUUUAAUCAAUCUAAUAGAUCUAAGAUAAAUGAAACUUUAUUCCCUCAACCAACAGUUGAAAGAGAUAGGUAUAAGCCUGUUCAAAUGAAAUCCGAUAUACCUGAUCUUACACUACUCGACGAACUAAGUCCCGAACCUAUUCAAACUAAGAAAACGAUUAAUAUCAAUGAAUCAAUUCCAAAUCAGCAGCAAUUACCUAACACUCAAGAGAAAUUAACAACUUUUCCUUCGUCUAAUCAAGUAGAUAAUUACCCGAGUAAUCAAGUUCAACAACCGCAACAACAAGUUCCCGCCGAAUGGUUAGAUAUACUAAAAAGACAGAAUGAAGAAAUAAAGUCACUCAGAUCUCAAGUAGAGAGAUUAUUAAAUGAACAACGAAAAGUAGAAACUAAUCGAGAUGUAUCCAUUCAAAAUUGUAUGGAAGCGAAAAAAGUAGAGACUUGUUCAAUUGGAAUAAAUACAUCAAUUACAGAAAAGAGUAUUAAUACUCCAGCUGGUAAUCGAUUUGAGGAAACAAUUAAUAGUCCUUUCGACGCUAAUAGAUAUAAUACAACUUUUGGUGAUAUAAGAAUUGAGAACACAAGCUACGAAACGAAUAGAUCCGAGAGAAUUAUCGAUAUGCCUGAAUUUAAUAGUAUGACAUCCGAUAAAUUAAGCCAAUCGAAUCAUAGUCCAGUUCUAGGUGAAAGUGUUAGUAUGUAUCAGCAAGGAGGAUUUCAAGCUAUUAUGCCUACUUUUGAAGAAACAAAAAAUGAUAGGGCGUCUAAAUUGUUUGAUGAAGAUUAUAGCAGUUUCUCGGAGUCGGAUGAAGAAAAGAUGGAUAAUUUUCGAAUGAAAGAUAAUUGUACAGAAAGAAGCUGUUCACCCGUUAAAUUACAACCUACGACACCAAAAAAAGUUUCCAUUUCUAACGUAACAAUCGAUAUUGCGGCAAAAACCCGUAAAGAAUUGGAACAUUUGGGAGUUUGCUUCGAUCCUGAUAAUGAGAAUUUUAGCUUUAAGCCAGCAGCCGAUGGAACAUUAUAUUUAGACGUUAAUUUUUUACCAAAAGUUCAAUAUACAUCAUUAUUUUUACCAUCAUCCGAAUACGAAGAUACCGAUAGUCUUGCGUUGAAAUAUUUAAAUGAUACUGAUUUAACAAGCCUUUCGAAAGGCGAAAAUAAAUGUACUGAACCCACUAUAUUCCAAUCGAAUAAUAUGUCUUUUGCAACAAGAAAAUACAUGGAAAGAUAUGGAUUAGUUGAUGAAAAAGAUGAAAAAGCUCCUAAUAAAAAAGAAAGUUUACAUAAGCAAUCAAAAACUCCAGCGAAACAAUUACAAAAUUCAAUUAAUGAGAAAAAAUACGAUUCUAGGUUUUUAGACAUUGAAAAGCUUAAAGCUUUACCAAGUUUAAUCUAAAAUCUGAUGCUUUUAUGUUUUAACACUUUUUGUAAUCUUUUAUUUCUUUUAAUAAUACAAAUACAA
Molecule: messenger RNA, 2696 nt
Organism: Dimorphilus gyrociliatus
Lineage: Eukaryota; Metazoa; Annelida; Polychaeta; Dinophilidae
Source: the annotation of a GenBank genome assembly